Messenger RNA from Lecanosticta acicola, 1594 nucleotides. NCBI's taxonomy places the organism in Eukaryota, Fungi, Ascomycota, Dothideomycetes, Mycosphaerellales, Mycosphaerellaceae. The record is from the annotation of a GenBank genome assembly.
AUGUCUUCAAGAAUAUGGUCCAAAUCUGCAUCAGCUACACUAUGUCAUCUACUACUUUCCGCAGCACCGGCUCUCGGUCACAUGGAGAUGAGCUGGCCUUACCCUCUGCACAGCAAGUACGAUCCCGAGAAUACAUACCAAAAUAUCGAUUACAGCAUGACAUCCCCCUUGGAUCCGGAUGGCUCCAGCUUCCCUUGCAAAGGAUAUCAGAAUGACCGACCGAUUCGGACCACGGCGACCUAUGCGGCGGGUUCAACGUACAACAUGACGUUAGCUGGGACCGCUACGCACCGUGGCGGCUCUUGCCAGAUCUCUCUCUCAUACGACAAUGGCGCGACGUUCAGGGUGAUCAAGAGCGUGGUCGGAGGCUGCCCGCUCCAGUCUACUUACGACUUCACAAUACCAUCCUACGCACCGACCGGGGAGGCGUUACUGGCUUGGACCUGGUCCAACAAUGAAGGCAACAGAGAAUACUACGUGAGUCCAUGUUGCAAGCAGUAGGACUGUGCAGAGAUGGCUGACGUGCUCAUAGAUGAACUGUGCGGAGGUUAAUGUGAUAACUGGCGCGACCAGACGGCGGCGCAGGCAGACAUACAACAGCUUUGAGAGCCUGCCUUUCAUCUGGAAGGCCGAUCUCGAAGGCUUGAAUGACUGCACGACGACCGAGGGCGAAGAUCCAGUGUAUCCGAACCCGGGUCCGGACGUACAAUAUGGCAACGGCGUCAGCAGUUCUAGCACUCCUAGUCCGGGCACGUGCGACUCGCCCAGACCAUAUGGAAAGUCGUACAAGGAUCUGGGGGAUAGUUCCGAAGCACCCACUGCGGGUAGCACUCCAUCAUCGCCCUCGCCAGACCAGAACAGCACGUCGAUGACGAGGUCUGCGUAUUACCCAGGAUCGACUGGAUUCUCCUCUCAUGGUAGCGAUAGGGCUGCUUCUCCAAAUCAAAAUCCGCAGGAGCUCGCAGUGUCAGCAGCGUCUCAAUCAACGACAACUGUCUACAUUGAUUGUACAGAUACCGUCACCAUCACCGUCGCAGCCACAACGCCAUUGCCGCCGACUGCUUCUUCGAGACCUCCUCAGAUCAUCCCUUCCACCACAAAACCCACGCCGCCUCUCCCAACAGGGCCCAACUCGGGCUCAGGCUCGGGCUCGCCAAAUUCCCCCCAUCCACCCUACGCGAGCGGCGACGUAAACCGCUACCUCCCCUGUGUCCCCGGCACCUUCCUCUGCACGAACGCAAACAUCUGGCUGACCUGCGACUCCAACGACGGCAGCAGUAGUGUCCGCUCCUCCGAGACAUGGGUCUACCUGCACUCCCGCCCCGUCGCCGCCGGCAUGAUGUGUCUGCCCUGGCUUUCGAAAUAUACCGGCGGCAAUGCGCAGUACGCCCAGCAGGCACACGUGGCCCGUGGCAGCUAUCGGGACGAUCGCGUCGUGCGCGCGAGACCCGAUGGGGAUUGCGGGAGUGAUGGCGCUUUAAGGUGUACCGACGGCGGACGGGCGUUUGAGGUUUGUGAUCAGGGGGGUUGGGUUCAGAUGGGGAGUGUCGCUGCCGGGACGACUUGUUCUAAUGGUGCGAUUGUGGCGGCUUGA